CUUCAUCGUCUGUGGUUAGUGUGGAGGUUACUUUGUGGGGGACUGAAUGGAAGGGCUUGGCGUUCUGAAUAGAGUGUGAUUGUUUGCCCCGCAUUCAGUUCUGAAGCGCGACAACAUCCCAAAACCUUGCAUUUCCUCACCGACCCGGAGUAGAAGCUUGAUCCUACGUUUUCGUGGGUCCUGGCGCGUUUCUACACGUUCAUAAUCUACUCCUGGCCUCUACAAGUCUCCAAUGUCGUCAGAUAAUAUUCUGCUUAAUUCUCCUGCUCUUCACUCCCUUAAACGCAACCAGCUUGUGCAGCUAUGCAAGAGGCAUGGGAUAAAAGCAAUAGGAAAGAAUCCAGAACUGAUCGGGAAGCUACAAGAAUAUGGCAGAGACCAUCCUUCCGCGAUCGAUUCUCAGCUCAGACGCGGGGAGGGGAAUGCGGAGGAGACCCAUAGUGGCGAAAUAGUUGCGCCUCGACCUAGCGAGACCUGGUCUCUCAUCGAGGAGCCCCCGGAGCAGGAGUAUCGAACACACUUUCAAAACCUAUCCACGAUCAAUGAAUUUGGAACGGGCGAAAGCUCAAGUAAAUCUUCCAGUGUGACAUCCUCGAUAAAAGCACUUGCCACUCUCUUGCAUGGAUCGUUCUCCUCUUCCAAGUCAAACCUGCUGGCCUCCAGCUCUAUGACAAGCCUCCCUGCCCCGACCGAAACUCGUCCCUCCUCUCAGCUGCAAGAUGACGAUGUGAAAGAGUUCGAACCUUUCAAUGAGCCCGAACCCGAGCCCGAGCCAAAUACAUCCAUAAAUUCGGUGUAUAUGAACGAGGCUGGUCUUGCAUCAACGGUUCGACUCGUGGGGAAGCCACCUUCUUCUCCUGAUUAUGCCAUGCCUUCUCCAUUCAGAGGCAAAUCUGUAAUUUUCCCUUCUUCAUCCCCCAUCUCCCCAACAUUCGACAAAACUGAGAGUUUUCAAACGCCCGAUUCGCACUCUGGUGGCGCCUCUUCAGACCACGUUCUUCCAUCUGUUUCUCAACCCUCCGACGCCCUUCCCGGAACCCCUCAUGCCUCUCCAGAUCGUCAAGCCUCGCCGAAAUUUAACCUCGCUCUCACACAUUCGACAACAGAGUUUACGUUCCGCUCACCGAUGCCUGGCGUUUCGAUGGAUGAGACCAAGAAAGCGAGUUUGCGUGCGGAGAUUCUGCAAGAAAUGAAUCGUCGCUUGCUUGUGACUGACCCUCCGGCGACCAUCACCGUUGGUUUCUUCAACGAGGCGAGCAAGAAGCGCGCUCGUGAGCCUGAGCCUGCACCCGAAGCAGCAGGGUACUCGCGCUUUGUAGCUGCCCAUGAGCGUGAGUUCAACAAGAUGCCCUCUAUUUUGGACGACCGUGCGAGGGGGUCAAGCCUCGAACUUCUCAUCUCGUUCCAAGGCCAAACCGAACGUCCCUUGCUUCUCGCGGCCGAACUCCCACUCGACCGUCUGUUCUCCAAAUUGGAGUUGCUCCUCUGGCUGGUGAGGAAAGAGCUGCGAAACGAGCGAGAACUUCCAUGAAAGGGAUAUCACCCUCGAUCGUACUUGAAGAGAAGGCAAAGGAAGUCGUGGAUCUGUCGGCCAUGGC
Molecule: messenger RNA, 1598 nt
Organism: Cantharellus anzutake
Lineage: Eukaryota; Fungi; Basidiomycota; Agaricomycetes; Cantharellales; Hydnaceae
Exons: 6
Coding region: 233-1531 (432 amino acids)
Source: RefSeq, a predicted model, not a curated record